Messenger RNA from Pelecanus crispus (Dalmatian pelican), 1544 nucleotides. NCBI's taxonomy places the organism in Eukaryota, Metazoa, Chordata, Aves, Pelecaniformes, Pelecanidae. The record is from RefSeq and is a predicted model, not a curated record.
ACAUUGAUGAAUGCUCAGAUGGCUUUGUUCAGUGCGACAGCCGUGCUAACUGCAUUAACCUGCCUGGUUGGUACCACUGCGAAUGCAGAGACGGCUACCAUGACAAUGGGAUGUUUUCACCACGUGGAGAAUCCUGUGAAGACAUUGAUGAAUGUGGAACUGGAAGGCAUAGCUGUGCCAAUGACACUGUUUGCUUUAAUUUGGAUGGUGGGUACGACUGUCGAUGUCCCCAUGGCAAGAACUGCACAGGAGACUGUAUCCAUGAAGACAAAAUCAAGCACAAUGGUCAGAUUUGGGUGCUGGAGAAUGACAGAUGCUCUGUCUGCUCGUGCCAGAGUGGAUAUGUGAUGUGCCGGCGAAUGGUCUGUGACUGUGAAAAUCCCACCGUUGACCUAUUUUGCUGUCCUGAAUGUGACCCAAGGCUCAGCAGUCAGUGUUUACAUCAGAGCGGGGAGCUUUCCUACAACAGCGGUGACUCCUGGAUACAGAACUGUCAGCAGUGUCGCUGUUUGCAAGGCGAAGUUGACUGCUGGCCCUUGCCGUGCCCGGAGGUGGAUUGUGAAUUCAGCGUCCUCCCCGAGAAUGAGUGCUGCCCGCGCUGUGUCACUGACCCCUGCCAAGCGGACACCAUUCGCAAUGAUAUCACUAAAACCUGCCUGGAUGAAACCAACGUCAUUCGCUUCACUGGAUCUUCUUGGAUUAAGCACGGCACAGAGUGCACCCUCUGCCAGUGCAAGAAUGGCCACAUCUGUUGCUCAGUGGACCCACAGUGCCUUCAGGAACUGUGACACCAACAACCGUCUCUCACAAGCAGUUUCUGGUUAAAGAAUUUUCCUUCACAAAAAAGACCUUUAGACCAAAAAUUGUAUAAAAUUAAAACUAAAAUUAGAUUGGUUUUAUCCAUCUAAAGUGCAGGUAUGUGAUGAACUCAGCUACCUGAAUCAGAGUGAAAUUUAUGGGACUCAAGACAAGCUCAGAUAUGUAAACCUUUGUAUGAGGCUAGGCUCAAAUCUUCUGGCUAUUUGUCUGACAUCAUUAUGCAGAAUAUUUAGGUUAGUGUAAAGUGACACAUUGUAAUGCUGUACAUAACGAUGUCAAGAUCCAAAAUCAACUAGGAGCUCUUACAGGGUCUUCCGAAGCUUUGAGAGUCCAACACUUGACCAGAUGCAGAGAUUUUUACCUAAUUAUAUUUGGAUCUGCACAAAUGUGUUUGAUUGCUCACUGCAGAAUUUAGCAGAUGUUUAAGUAAAAGGAUGAAGCCUUCAGGAAUAAAGAACCUAGCAGCUAAGAUGUGAUAUGUACAGUAUGUGCUCUGAAAAAAAAAAAAAGAUAGAAGUUAUUGUAAAAACGAAAAAAAAGAAAAAACCCAAAAAACCCCAAAAAAGAAAAACCGUGAUGCACAGGCAUGGCUUCUUAAUGUUUUCUGAUGGGAAAAGUCAUCAAUAUUUCCUUGUUUUACUGCACUUACUAUUAUUUCUUGAUUGAAUUUGUUCAGUAUAAGCUCGUUAUUGUGCAAAUUUAAAUAAAUAUUUCUCUUACCUUAA